AUGAAUUUUACAACAUCCUUAAAAGGAAACCUUGAGUUUGUCUUUAAACACUCAAACCACAACAUCCGCUUUUGUGGUGAAGUAGCUGAUUUGCUCGAUAAGCUUCGUUCUAGCCGCAAAGAGUACUGCAAGUCCAUCACAAAGAUCUCACAAGAGUUUCAAAAAAAAUUGGAAGAUGAUGCUCUUUAUGGCACCACCAAAGAAGCCGUCUGCCAACUUUUGACAUCCGUCUUAGAAGAAGCUGAUGGUCAAAUGAAAACCGUUGAAGUUCUCACAAAUUCCAUUGAAGAAUUCAAAAAUAAGACCAAAGAAAUCGAGAAAGCAGCUAAAGGUGUUCGUCAAGACGCGGAGACUCGAACGAAAGAUGUGGAAAAGUGUAAAGACGCGACCAAAAAGGAAAAAGACAAAUUUGUGAAAUGUCACAAGGAUGUGACUAGUAUGUUGAGUGACAUAGAAAAGUCCAAAACAGCCAACGCGCCAGAGAAAAAGAUCAAAAGUUUGGAGGAGAAGCGCGAUCACUUGAAAGAAAAAGAAGAAGAACAAAACAAAGUUUAUGUGACUUCUGUGGAGACAACAAACAAAAGAAUUAAACACUUCUUCGAUGUCGACCAAAUCGAAAUCCUUGAAUUGUACAACAAGUUUGAAGUUAACUAUCUGGAACAAAUGAAGGAGAUAUUAAAGAACUUCUCCGAGUCUCUCGCAAGCAUCCCAGUCAUAGUCAAAGAGUCUAUGGAAAAGUACAACGAUAAGGCCUCUCACAUUAACUCUUCUGAAGAUGUCGUCACGUUCUGUAAAAUCCACAAGACUUCAUGCAGAACACCAACAUACGUUCCAGUCAUCGACGCCGAUGGACUCAUUAUCAAACAGGAAGGCGCACUCAAUGAAAGAAGAAAUGAUGAUCCAGAAGGUAUGGAAAGAGUCUUCUUGACCUGCACUGUGGUGCACGACUUUAUUGCAGAAGGCCCUGAGGAAAUGAAUGUUAAAAAGGGUGACACUAUCAUCGUGUCUGAAAAACAUGAGAAUGGGUGGUGGUAUGCUACUAACAAAGAAAACGCUACAGUCGGGUUCGUGCCAGAAACCUUCGUAAAAGACGUCAACUGA
Messenger RNA from Entamoeba invadens IP1, 1101 nucleotides. RefSeq lists its product as hypothetical. Gene Ontology annotation, molecular function: phosphatidylinositol binding; microtubule binding. Gene Ontology annotation, biological process: clathrin-dependent endocytosis; actin filament polymerization; vesicle organization. Gene Ontology annotation, cellular component: cytoplasm; vesicle; plasma membrane. Lineage: Eukaryota; Evosea; Mastigamoebida; Endamoebidae. The record is from RefSeq and is a predicted model, not a curated record. Bases 1 to 1101 code for a protein of 366 amino acids. The transcript has a single exon.